Plasmodium cynomolgi strain B is the source of this 2021-nucleotide messenger RNA. RefSeq names its product ubiquitin carboxyl-terminal hydrolase. Gene Ontology annotation, molecular function: protein binding; cysteine-type deubiquitinase activity; proteasome binding. NCBI's taxonomy places the organism in Eukaryota, Apicomplexa, Aconoidasida, Haemosporida, Plasmodiidae. The record is from RefSeq and is a predicted model, not a curated record. The transcript is spliced from 3 exons. The coding region runs from base 426 to 2021 and encodes 531 amino acids. Gene Ontology annotation, biological process: protein deubiquitination; regulation of proteasomal protein catabolic process; proteasome-mediated ubiquitin-dependent protein catabolic process.
UCCUCGCGAUUAUGCAUUAUGGUCCCUUAUUGUCGUUACGUUUUCUCUUCAUUUUGCUUCCACUUUUGUACAAAAUGAUAAAAGAAAAAUAACACCUAGCUUUUCAAUGUUGAAAUGAAUAACACACUGUACUUCCUUUUUUUUUUUUUUCUGUUUUUUUAACCCCUAUUGUGUUUAACUCCUUGACGAUCAAAGGGAAACACAAUCUGAGUACCUCUUAAUUGUCAAUUGAUAAAUGGAUAAGUACCCGAUUAAUAUUGUUAAGAAGCUGUGCUUCAGUAGUUCUCCUUUUUUUUUUUUGCAAUUUCCGAGUAUAUUUUCUACAUAAUUUUAUCACACUGUACUUUUGUUUUCGUUACAUUCCAUUUCGCUUACAUUAUCAAAACUUGGUGAAAUCCUAAACGGCCUUCCGCCCCCAAACAAAAAUGACAAUUGUUAAUGUGACGGUAAAAUGGAAGAGUCAUGUGUACAACGAUCUACAACUCGACACGUCUCAGUCGAUCUUGACAUUCAAGCAGAUGCUAUGUACUCUCACCAACGUUCCUCCAGAAAAACAGAAACUGAUGUAUAAAGGCCUCAUCAAAGAUGACACAGAUCUAUCCACACUAAACAUAAAAAAUAAUGAUAAAAUUAUGCUAGAUCUCUCCAAAGAGGAUAAAGAAAGAUUACAUGCAAAAGAAAAUAUCCUUUUUGAAGACCAGGGAAUUGUGAAUUUAGGAAACACCUGCUACUUCAACGCAGUAUUGCAAUUCUUAACCUCCUUUGAUGAUUUAGGGGCUUUCCUUUGCAACAUAAAAAGAAAGGAAAAACAUUUAUUGAAAUCCACGAACGAUAUUUUAUUCGAUUCAUAUAUUCACUUUUCUCAAACGUUUGGAAAAUCCCCAGAGCCAUAUGUCCCUCUGGAAUUGUUAAAAUCGUUUAGGGAUGUGUUCCCCAAAUUUAGAACUGUAAAUUUAAGGACGAAACAAUUUGCACAGCAGGAUGCAGAAGAAUGUAUGAACGCCAUUCUUACGUCAUUGAAUGACCAGACCGAGUGUAAAAUUAGCGAUACGUUGUUUUCAUUUAAGGUGAUCAGUAAGGUUAGGUGCAUAGAGGACGAUGCUGCUGGGGGAGAGAAACCAACUAGGGAGAACCCCCCAGGGGAUAACGCACCAAGUGAAAAUCCACCCACUACAGCCGCAGGGGAGGAAGUAGAAACGACAGAAGAGUUUCACAAUAAACUGAUUUGCUACAUGGGAACACACACUACCCCUGUGAAUCACAUGCAUGAAGGAAUAAGACUAUCCCUGAUUGAAAAAAUCCAAAAGCAGCGAUCUGAAGAUAGUAAGGAAGAUGCCCUGUUUGAAAAAAAAUCAGAAGUGAACUCCCUCCCACCAUAUCUAAUUGUUCACUUUUUACGUUUCGAAUCCAAGAAGAUUUCCGAGUCGAAUAAUGCCAUUUCCGUCGUUACUGCCAAAAUAUGCCGAAAGGUGAGUUUCCCAGAGACGUUUGACAUUUAUGAUUUCUGCUCAGAUGAACUGAAGACUCAAUUGAAGGUAGCUCGAAAUAUUGUGAUGAAGAGGAAGGAAGCCGACUUGAACGCUCGCGGGGGUGCCGAAAGUGUCGGAGAAAGCACUGCCAUAAGUGCACAGAAAAACGAGGGCACGAACGAUAAUAAUGCCAACGAGAGCACCAACGGGAUCACCAACGAGAGCACCAACGAGAUUACCAACGAGAACACCAACGAGAGCUCCAACGGCAAUACGAACGGCGUGACGAGCGAUCAGGCAAUGGCUGCGGAGGAGAUGGGUGAUAAGGAUAGCAGCCCAACGAAGGAUUUGACUGAAAUCCCCAUGGGGGAAUAUGAACUGAUUUCAAUAAUCACACACAAGGGGAGAAACGAAGAAAGUGGUCAUUACAUUGCCUGGAAAAAAAUGAGGAGCUCUAUAGGCGCAGAUAGCAAUACGUACAAGGAAGAACUAACCAGUAAGAAAAAAAAGGAAACGAUUCCAUGUGGUAUAAGAUGGAUGAUGAUAAGGUAA